CAAGUUGCCCCAUAAAUACUACUCCUUGCCGUUGAUGAGGCACUUUGACCUCUUACGCAGUAUAUUGCGCAGGAGCCUUUGCGUGGUGACUCGCUCUUAUCUGCCAUCCAACUGAACAUGCCGAGGGAACAUUUGACCCCAAACGCCUGCCUUCGGUGCCGGGAAAAGAGGACAAAGUGUGACGGCCAGCCAACCUGCAAGAGGUGCAAGGAACGAAAGGAAGAAUGUUUGUACGAGGACAAAAAGUUGAGGACCAAGGGACACUUGAGGAGCGAGAUCAAGAGGCUGCAGACCGACAAUCAGCCAUUGCACGACCUCCUUCGCGCCCUUACAAACCAUGUCCCGGAGCGCUGCGAGGAGGCUUGGAACCGAAUGCGAGCAGGCGUUCCUCCAGACAGUACGGCAGAAUGGAUCGUCGUACAAUCGUCAUGGUAUACAGCCGGACGGUCCAAGACCCUCAGACUGGGUCACGAGAUGGCAUCUGCUGCGUCUCCCCCCUCGGCGGAUCCGGAGUUUGGCUGUCUGAUCGAGACGCCUUCGACCAUCCUCCUCGGCGGUCCCGCUGCCCAAGGGCGGCCGUAUCAUGGAGCCAAAAAGGGCGGGGGUAUCAAAACCAUCUCUGUUCCCGAACAGCCCAUUGGGCCCUCUGUCGACCCGCCCAAGUGUCGUCUUGGUGCCGGCUCGCCCCUUCCUGUACUCCGGGAAACCGCGACGCAAACUCCAGCCCGAGCCACUCGAGGGAUGGCAUGGGGGUCCUCCUUUCAGGAUGACUUCGAUGCCCAAACUUUCCUUCCCGAUCCAGGGGGUUGCAUGACGGUCUUCGAUUUGCCAAGACGCCGGCACUUCCCCUUUCCAGAGAGCUCGAUUGGUCCGAUCACUUAUACAUGGACCGAGGUCACGUCCGACACAGGCCUUGUUCAGCGGCUGCUGGCCGGCUUCUUCGCCAGCCCGCUCUCUUACCUUUUCCUGGUCUCGGAGCGCCACUUCGUGCAAGACUUCCGUGAAGGAAACUGCCGAUAUUGCUCAGAGGCUUUGGUAAAUGCAAUCCUGGGCACUGCUUGCAAUAUGAUCACUGUGCCGUCUCAACUGGUCUCCAGACUCAGGCUCGAGGAUGCAUUCAUUGGGCAAGCGAAAAGGUUGUUGCUGAGGGAGCCAAGCCUUGUUAACCUCCCAUGUAUCCAGGCUCUCGGGGUCCUGGCUCUGGCUGAGAUGGCCCGGAGAAACCAGGACGAGGCCGUUGACCUUGCGCGGGAGUCUCUCAGGGCAUGUAUCCAUCUCCUAUUGCAUCAGCAAAACCAACACGGCGACCCUGAUGACGAAUUCGGGACUGUGCUGGGAAUGACCUAUUGCGGGGUGUUGUCCCUGAAUCGGUUAGCAGCGCUUAUCAGGCUUUUAAGUGGCAAUCUCGAGCUGAAGGGUGCCCCGUUGCUUAUGAGGAUCCAUACCGACUGGGGAGACCUGGGGGAUGACACCCCUGAAGCACGCGUCGAGAGAGGUAUUUUACUGUACGCGCAGUUCUAUAGGCAGCUGCAGUACUGCCCCCCGCUGGCCCGGUUCGUUUUCAAGGUCACCGAGGCGGUGCACACUUUCAGGACAUAUAGCGCCUGCAUCACUAUGACGGCUGACGACCUUGAUGGAACCUUCCGCCGGUGCAUUUCCUACCAUCGCCAGGUUGCUGGGUCGUUGGCUCAUGACGAGGGGUUUGAAGCCGAUGUGCUUCUCGCUCGGUAAGCCUCUUUUUCCCACCCCACCGUGCCGCUCUGCAAACCCCUGUCCUAGGAGAACAAGACUGAUUCUGUAUUAAGUAUAUGGUUCCACUAUUGCCUCUUCAGCCUUCUUCGCCCCCUUGUCUCAGGCUCGGAGAACCUUGU
Molecule: messenger RNA, 1871 nt
Organism: Parathielavia appendiculata
Lineage: Eukaryota; Fungi; Ascomycota; Sordariomycetes; Sordariales; Chaetomiaceae
Exons: 4
Coding region: 118-1731 (537 amino acids)
Biological process (GO): regulation of DNA-templated transcription
Molecular function (GO): DNA-binding transcription factor activity, RNA polymerase II-specific; zinc ion binding
Source: RefSeq, a predicted model, not a curated record